AUGAUAAAUCAAGAAUAUGUUUUAGUGAAUAUUUAUAAAGAGUUUGGUAGUAUUGAUAUUUUUCACUUGUUAUUAUAUUCGGACAUAUAUGAGACUUUUAGAGUAGCUGAUAGUCAAACUAGAUUAGUUGGUAAGGGGGCAUUUUUUAAGGGUGAUCUUGUUAAAAUUGUUGUUGAGUCACAGAUGGGUGUUGAAAUUGAACUGGUCGAACAAAAUUAUAAUGAUGGAAUUGAAGAAAAGUAUGAUUUAUCUUACUUAUUAAUAAAUAGAUGGUUUAGAUUCCAAAAUCACACACUUCCGUUCAAUGUAAAUGCUGUUAUUCCAACGAAGGUAGCAAAAAGAGUAGAAAAGGAUGGUAAAUUUCUUUCAAUGUAUACUAUUAAUGAUGAAAAUGUUCCAAGUUUAUCAGAAAAGUUAUCUCAUAAAUUUGUCUGCAGAGUAGUUAAGAAGACUAGAAUAAGCUCUGUUACAAAUAAUUUUAAUCCAUUCUUUUUUGUGAUAGGUCAUUCUAAUAACGUUUUUAUUAAGAUCAUUUUUUGGUUAGAAAACUUAGCAGCAUAUUCAACAUUAAAGGUGGGUGAUUUAAUUUAUGUUAGUGAUUUUAAAAAGAAGAUAAAAACACCAUCACCUUCUAAAUUAAUUUUUAAUAAUUUAACUGAAUCAUUUUAUUUUGAUCUUGAUGAAGUAACAGUAAAGACUUUAUAUAAGUUGAAAUUAGAACCAGAAAUAACAAUACCAAUUGCUUAUAAUAGUUAUGGAACACCAUUUAUUAAAAUAGAAGGUAAUAUCAUAUAUGUUAGUGUAUUAUUGAAAUAUAGGGUAGCUGAAACUAUUUUAGAAUAUUACCUUAUUAAGAUUAAAGAUGAAAAUGGUAAUAUUAAACAGGUUGUUUUAUUUAAUAACUCAGAUGAUCUUUUCUACCAAAUUAAGGGAGGUUAUAUAAUAUUAGAAGAUAUGCGUAAGGUUGAGAGGGGGUCAUUUACUUACUAUCUAAGUACUUUAUACACACAAAUAUCUCUUAAAGAGGAAAUAUACUUGAUUGAUCCUAUUGGAGAAGAUAAUAAAAAGAAAUCUAAGAAAGUAGUCAAUGAAUACAUACAAGGUGCUUUGGGAUACAUUCCAGACAGGGUAAGUUCUAUUGAUCUUUUAGUGUUAGAAGAAACUGAAAAAAUAAACGGUAAAUCAUUGUCAGUAGAAGGAUUUUUAGAUCCAAUUUAUAUUGAGAUGGACAAAUUAUAUGAGAUUGAUUUAGUGAUUAAUGAAACUAAAAAAGUUUAUUUUAAAGGGAAAGUAAAAUCAGUUAUAAAAUCAGAAAUGGCUGUAUCAUAUACGGAGAAUGGAGAAACAAAAGAUCAGAACUGUCUAGAAUUGGCUUUAGAUAACGGUGUUGAACUUUUAAUGAUAGAGAAUUUUUAUUUGGAUAAAAAAAUAGAAUUUGAUAAAAAAGAUCUUCUAUUCAAAAAUAGUUAUAUCUUUGUGGAAGCUUUUAGAAGUGAUUCAGAAACAAUUCUUUAUUAUUUAACUGGCUAUUUAAACUUAAACAGAAACAAUAAAUAA
Molecule: messenger RNA, 1557 nt
Organism: Hepatospora eriocheir
Lineage: Eukaryota; Fungi; Microsporidia; Hepatosporidae
Source: the annotation of a GenBank genome assembly